AGAAAAACGGCCCCGACGGUGCAUUACCCCAAUAUUUCUUGAGGUAUUUGCAGGGUCGUUGCUUGUCAACUUGGCAACAUUCAAGCACUGCUAAUCAUUUCUUUAAACAAUUUUGCAAAAUUUUGAACCCAUUGAUACAUUCUCGUCUCGACCCCUGUCCUCGUUCUAAGAAUUUACAACAAACAAAAAGACAUCAAUCCCUUUUCACCUGUUGACCUCUGCAAGAAUCUCCCCCCCCCCUCUAUUCAUCUACACAACUUCAACCCAUUUUUCUAGUUUUGUAGAAGUGGUGUUCCCUUCUAGUACCGGAAGAGAGCAGCCACUUGCGUUGCGCGAGCGAGGAGAUCGCAGCAAAGUUGCACGUAACAGGGUCAGCAAGAGGUUCCUUGGAGGAACCAGUUUUGUAUACGAAGAAGGGUUCCCCUCUUGUGUCGGCCAAAGAAAGACUGACCAGCAUGUCGGCCUAUCUGCGCAGAUUCUGGUGCAGCAAAACCUCCGCGAAGGGCGAGGAUGAUGAGUGGACUUCUGCGGACAUCUCCGAUGACAGCGACUGGGAACAAAUUGACGACGAGCAAGUACAUUCUUUUGUAAAACGAUACGAUUAGAAGUUUCGCGUCCCUAUCGUGACGAGGCGCGAAUCUCAAGAUAGAAUUCCUGUUUAUCAUCUUCCGCGUGAAGUAGUUCCUACAGCUUACGACGACCUCUCGUCGAAAAAAUGGAAAAAAACAUUCUAAAGUCAUGAAGUCGUAAGAACACAAUCCAAAAAACAGGAACUGGUUUCCAGCGGCUCGGACAGCGAGAGCCCCUUGAAGAGACAGUCACCGGAGCCGAGCCGCCUGGUGAAGUCCGUCGCUGCGGUGGUGCUCACGGUGGUUGCCAGUUACUUCCUCGUGAUCGCGUUGUGCAUGGUGUCCUUUGUGCUGGAGUACCUGUUCGCCGCGCCCGCGGCGUCCCCCGUCGCCACCGGCAUCAACACGAAGCUCCACCAGCUGCAGCCCAUUGACCAGUCGUCCGGGUUCCGCCUGUUGGAUUACGAUUUGACGGCGUUCAACUCGUCCAUGAUUGUGGCGCGCACAACCCCCCGGGCGGCCCCGCUGGCCACCAGCGCCGCGGCCAUGUCGCCGGCGACCUGGAAGCAGUGGAAGCAGCAGCAGCCGAUCUACAAGAAGCCGCCCACCUCCUCGCUGCCCAAGAAGUUCCAGGCCUGGACCUACCGCGGCCAGAACCUCUCCGGAAUGAACUACAACGGCCACAGCGCCGUCCCGCAGAGCCGGUUCUUCAAGACUGCUCCGACUUCGUCGACCCCGAGUAUGAUGAGCAAGGUCGUCCCGGAGGGCCCGCUGCCGAACUCGAUUCUGGCCCCCUUUUCCUUCCCCACCAGCUCGGUGUUCGGCAACCCCCGGGCCAUGAACUUGUCGGAGGUGGUGCCCGCGAAGCAGUACUUUGGCCCGGUCGAAACGAAGAAGACCGACCGCGUGCGCGCGCUGGUCAAGGGCUUGCUCCUGCGCGUCCGCAAUCGUACCGAGGAAACCGCGGUAACGACUGCCAGGCCGCACAAGACCACGCCGGCCCCGGCAAAUGGACAGUUGGUCCUGGUAUUUAUUAUUCCAUGAUGAAAUAAGAAUAACUGCGGCGUUUUUUACUCGAUACUUCUACGCUUGUUACUUUUAACAGCAACUGAACAAGUUGGUAGAGCCCUUGGGUGAUUUACUUUAGUAGUGCCAUAGAAUUAUGCGCUGUUUUGUGACAAAAAAUUUUUUCCCACUCCAGGUUCCGCAGCAAGCAGAUGGGCACGCGUCCCAACGCCGGUCCGCCGCGAAGAACUUUGUCGGACCGGACUUCCUGGAUUUCCGCCUGCGGUCCGCGCUCCUGGACGCCUACGUGUCGAAGUUGACGCAGCCGAAGAUGUGGAACCACCGCCCGCAGCCCAUGACAACCUCGGUGCUGAACAUGUCAACGGUCGUCGGCUCUUCGCGAGCAGCAGCUUCCUCUACAACAACUCCGGUGCAAGAACUACAACUACCCCGUCGACCGCAGCGAAACCUGUUCACCGAGUCGGAUGACAUCCGCAACCGCAGCAAGUUGUCCUGGUCGCUGGUGCACCCCAAGCACUCCAUCUCCCAGGCCUUCGAGGCCAGCUCGCGCCUGUUCACCUCCAAGGCCUUCCCGGAGUUCAAAAUCCAGCGUCCCAUGAUCCAGGUGAGCACCAACGAGCAGGGCAAGGUCCAGGUGCAUCACCAAGUCUCCACGGCUGUGACCAAGCAGAGCGCCGACGCCGGCACCUACUACUACCCCAAGUUGCCCAACGUCCCCACACCGGCGAAAAACAGUCGCGCCCUCGUCCUGCGACAGGAAAUCCGCGACUUGAUGGAGGUAUAGUUGGGGCAAGCAUGGUGCUAGUUCCGGGGUGUGAGGGAUUUUUCUGUAUGCAGAAAGCGACUACUAUGCCAAAAGAGAAGCUUUUGCUUUUGCAUGUAUCUGGGUUAUACUUUUCCGUUUGCGCUGUUGACGGUGGAUAAUCUUAUCAGAGUACUUAUGUAAGACUAUGGAUUUGUUUGAUCAUGAAGAUCCACAAGAACACAUAAAAAUCUGGCAGAUCCGUCGCAAGAGCGUGUCGUUCGGGCAAAUGUGGAAGACGCACGAGCACCCCUUCGUGCCGAAGAUGCAGUUUAACGUGAACCAGCUGCACCCCCUGGUGACGCGGCAGUACCGCUUCGAGACGGGCGAGGAGCCGCGGUAUGACGUGUUGUCGGUCCGCGUGCCGGAGUCGGAGGAGCACGUGAAGGAGUCGCGUCGCGUGUUCAACAGUGAGGAGGACAGCACCUCCGACGACGACGAGGAGGACGAGGAUGCCCGCGAGAACUGGAUGGACAAGGAAUUCGAGACCCGGGUGACCGCCGUGCGCGAGAUCCAGGACCCCGUGUACGAGGCGAAGAAGGUUUUCGAGUCCCCGGCGCUGCAGGCCGCGGAGGACAAAUUUGGCCGCGCGAUGCUGCCCGAGGACGCCGCGAAAAUGUUCCUGUUCGUUGAGGUCAAGUCCCCCGACUUCCCCUUUCUGCUCUCCGGCUUCUCUCUCCGCACCAGCCGACCGGACUUGGUAUAAUAGUACUUUAUUUGCAGACGUUAAUAUUUUGAUCGGGUGCUGCUCUCUGCUCAUUGUGAUUCAUCCGUUGCGGUCUUUUUCAUCCGUUCCUUGACGUCAAAGGAAAAAAAUUUUGAUUCCAAAACAGUCCACCAAUUUCACCCUUCUCGUUGGCGAAGUGCACCACACGGUUGUGCGUUUGGACGGGGACCUGACCCCGAAGGAGCUGCAAAGUUUUGUGGACAACUUCCGCACCAUGAUCAUCGAGAAGCGCCACCGUCGCCAGGCGCUGGAGCCCACCCUGCCGGAGGUUCAUUCGCGGGGACUCAUCGCGGUGAACGACUUCUUGGACGAAAAGUCCGUGUGGGAGGUAAGAAGUACUAGAGGUCUUAUUUCCCCAACACAGCAGGACGCAUUGAAGAUGUUGCCACUUUUUUUAACUCGCUAAGAAUGUAAUAGCUGCUUAGAAAAGAACCAAAGUCCUCUCUGCGCUUCACGGGCAGGAGCACAGUAGAGUAGAUAACUUGAAACGAUACUUAUUUUUUUUUUGCAGAUGAUGAAUCGUCGUCCAAAAUAAACUAACAAGGUUUGCCCGUCAACUGAGGAGCUGUUCAAGGACGAGAUUCGCGACUUGAGCCGUGGCGCGUUCCUCCCGGGUGACUGUCUGCUUUGCCGCGGGUCCGAGCGUCUGCUGCCGCAGCCCCCGGAGGCGCCGCGCGCGGCGCGUCGCUGCAGCCGCAAGGUGAACUUCGUAGCGGGCAACAGCAUAUCAAAUGUAAAAAUGUCUGGGUCUGGAAGAAUGCCAGACUUGUCGUGCAGGUUUUCCAUGACCCAUGGGAUCUGGUAUAUUGGACAUAGCAUGACAGAUUCUGUGAGAGUUCUAUCAUGCCUAUCCUGCAUGAGAAACUCCCGACUUGGUCAAGCGUGGACAUCUUUUGGCAAUCAUGCAACACAGAUUCUUACAUGCUUCAGAUUUAGCAUGACAAGUUGUAUUCUUCCAGACCCAGACAUUUUUACAUUUGAUACAGCACGGACGCUAGCAACGUGGUAAUGCAGGUCGCGGAGCCGCCGAAGCAACGAAAUCUGGUAUCAAGAAGAAAAAAUCCCCCCUCCCCAUAUCAAAACGGAAAUCUGUGUUGCUGUAUUUGAGUACACAAAUGACAUUUGUCUUACAGUAAAGGACUGCACGCAGAUCGUAAGCCUAAGGGGGGGCCUCUUGGUGUAAGGGCCUGGCAUGGCAGACGUUUUCCCUGUAGGCCUUGCAGCAUUACAAAUCGCCUGCAUAUCGUCGCGAAGUCUCUGAGUUUGCCCUCUUGCAAGAGAGACAAGAUUCGUGGUCACAAAUCAGCAUCACAAAUUUUUAGAAACAUACCGUUUCAGUAUGGGGAGGGGGGAUUUUUCCUUUGGAUAUCUGGCCAAGGCCCGCGCGGCCUACCGCGAACUUCAGCGCACGGUCAAGCCGCUCAAAAAGCCGGAAAUCGCUGGUACUUCGGCUAUGAGAAUCUUGCUGUAUGAUCUCCACGGGGGCUGGGUGUAACCAUGACCACGAGAUUUUCUGAUUCAGUUUGUUGCUGUGAUGACAAAAUAAACUUUAUCGGGGUUGUCGUGUCUUGGAAUGCCUGUGGAUAUGAUUGUCGUUUUUCUCGUCAUCGAUUUCUUUAUCAUCUUAGUCGUACUUCUCUUUGUCUUUUGCAACACCAAAAACGAAAAAACGUCAGACUCUCCGUUCGGCGUUCCGUCGUACCAGGAGAUUGCGCGCAUCUGGAAGUACGCCCAGAUUGUGGCCGUGCCCCGUCAGGACAACUCGCGUCAGGUCGUGCCCGCAGAUUUCUUCAACACAUCAGCAGGCGACUGUGCAAAAUUCUCCAGCAAGUUGUAGUGGGAUUUUCAUCGUAGUUCGUCACAACAACACCGUGUACGAAAUAAAACGAAUCGCAGGAACGGACGGAAUCACAACUACUACGUCUACGACCUCCACUUCUGCUGCUCAAAAGAAGUAAACCAAAGGUGGUGCAGGAUGACUAACGAGCCACAUAAUUGUUACUGGCCGAACUUACGAGAGAAGCACUGCAGGCAGCAACCCGUUCUUUCAACUACAGUUAUAUGCAGUUCCACUUCUGCUUCAUCCACACGGCAACUUGCGACGAAAGUAUGCACAGCAGUGGCGCUUUUUUCCGAGUUCUACACUUGCGGCGCACUACUUCCAACUCUUCCGCGCACAAGUGUAAAAUAACGCGUUG
This is a messenger RNA of Amoebophrya sp. A120, 5322 nucleotides long. The record is from the annotation of a GenBank genome assembly. Lineage: Eukaryota; Dinophyceae; Syndiniales; Amoebophryaceae.